Juglans regia (Persian walnut) is the source of this 2531-nucleotide messenger RNA. Its product is annotated as probable serine/threonine-protein kinase WNK10. Gene Ontology annotation, molecular function: protein serine/threonine kinase activity; ATP binding. The transcript has 7 exons. Lineage: Eukaryota; Viridiplantae; Streptophyta; Magnoliopsida; Fagales; Juglandaceae. Gene Ontology annotation, biological process: protein phosphorylation; intracellular signal transduction. Gene Ontology annotation, cellular component: cytoplasm. The coding region runs from base 470 to 2317 and encodes 615 amino acids. The record is from RefSeq and is a predicted model, not a curated record.
UGAUUAUGAUAAGGAUUCUGAGCUCGAGGCUCCUUCCUUUCCGCUCUUUCCCUCGAGUUCUUAUAGUCUGCGCUGUGCGUCCGAUUCCCAGCAUACCUAUUAGCCACACCUUUAUGUCUCGACUCUCGCUGAGGUUUGAUUGGCGUUGUUUGGUGCAGCAAAACAUGCAGAUAAUAGACAUAUGGACGAAUCUGGGACUUGUAUAAGGACGUCUGCAACUAUCGCCAACCCACCUUGGGCCAUGGAAUCGAAGCUGUCGUCGCCAAGUUUCGUCGGGUGCCGAUUCCGUUUCCGAAAAUCGGCAUUCGAUUCGUAUUUGGUCGCCUGUGAAGCAUUCUCGGAAGAGCCUCUCCUUCUUCUUCGUCUUCUUGGUUUCAGAACCAAACUGUCUUCAUAGCGUUUCACCGGUUUUCCUCUCGAUUUUCCUUCCUUUUUUGUUCUCAUUGCAAUUCGCCGUCGUUUUUUGGCAAUGGAGUUUGUUGCGGGUCUGAAAUGUGAGGUUCUGGCUGGUGAGGUUGUGGAGAAAGAUCCCACCGGACGAUACGUACGGUAUGAUGAAGUCUUGGGGAGAGGAGCAGUUAAGAAUGUAUACAAGGCAUUUGAUGAAGUUGACGGAAUAGAAGUUGCUUGGAACCAAGUGAACAUUGAUGAUGUAUUGCAGUCACCAGAACAGCUGGAGAGGUUAUAUUCCGAGGUUCAUCUGCUGAAAUCUUUGAAACACAAAAACAUCAUCAAGUUCUAUUAUUCAUGGGUAGAUGAUAAGAACAAGACCAUCAACCUUAUAACAGAGUUGUUCAGUUCUGGGAGUUUAAGACUAUAUCGCAAGAAGCAUAAGCAUGUUGAUAUAAAAGCCAUCAAGAAUUGGGCAAGGCAGAUUCUUCAAGGUUUAAGCUAUCUCCAUGGCCACAAUCCUCCAAUUAUCCACAGAGACCUGAAAUGCGACAAUAUAUUUGUUAAUGGAAACAAUGGUGAAGUUAAAAUUGGAGAUCUUGGGUUAGCAACUGUCAUGCAGCAGCCUACUGCCCGAAGUGUAAUUGGCACUCCUGAAUUCAUGGCUCCAGAGCUUUAUGAGGAGGAAUACAAUGAUCUUGUUGAUGUAUAUUCUUUUGGCAUGUGCAUGCUAGAGAUGGUUACCUGUGAAUACCCAUAUAGUGAGUGCAACAAUCCAGCUCAAAUAUAUAAGAAGGUUACCUCCGGUAUAAAGCCUGCUUCUCUCAGUAAAGUGAAUGACCCCCAAGUUAAGCAGUUCAUUGAGAAGUGUCUGGUUCCAGCAUCUAUGAGAUUGCCCGCAAUGGAGCUGUUGAAAGAUCCAUUCCUUGCAACCGGAAGUUCGAAGGAUCUCAUUUGUGAUUCGCUGCAAUUAACCAGUAAUUUGCCCGUAUUAGUGAACCCACCACACCCAGAAUCUCAUGUCAUGGACAUAAUAGACUCAAACUGCAAGAAGCUUUCUGUUGGCUGUAGUAUGAAUAGAUUCAAUGGAACUUCUGACUGUUCAACUCUAGAGUUUCAGAGGUUUACUGAGACUAAUGACUUUAGGUUAAGAGGGGAGAAACUUGACGAGAAUACAGCUUCAUUAACUCUGCGCAUUGCGGAUCCACAUGGUCAGGUGAGAAACAUCCAUUUUGCAUUUUAUCUUGAUUCUGAUACUGCAAUUGCAAUAGCUGAGGAGAUGGUUGAACAACUUGAUCUGUCAAAAGAUGAUGUGGCCAUCAUUUCUGAGUUAAUUGACAACUUGAUUACCAAGCUUGUACCCCGAUGGAAAUCUUCAUUUGAGAACUGCUCAUCUGAAGCACAUGGUUCAUUUGGCUUUUCUCAUGUACUUCAAACUGGUGGAAAUUCAGGGACAGCAGAAGACCCUGCCGAGGCAGUUGUUGAGCACCAUGUUCUCCCAAUAUCGGCUGACGUGGAAUAUGAAGACAAUCAAGAAUCUACUGUUUCGGAUAUAUCGGUCGAGUAUGGUGUCUCAAUGGCCUUGGAUGCCUGUAAUGACAGUGUUUUAGAGUCCAAUUACUUCAGUCUUGAUGAAUACCAUAAAGGUUUGAAUGGGUAUGGGUUCAAUUUGGAGUAUGAGGUUUAUGAUGAGAAAAGCUAUGAAGCUAACAUGGGGGAAUCUGGCAUGUCGAAAACCUUGGGCUUGUCGAGCAUAUGUUCUCUAUCUCUGGCAGACGAGGAUCAGGACAGUGAGCUAAAGCUGGAGCUGGCUUCAAUUGACACGCAGUAUCACCAACGUUUAAUUGAGCUGCUGAGGAUGAGGGAGGAAGCAAUAGAGAAUGCCAAAAGGAAGUGGAUGGCAAAGAAGAAAACCUCUGUAAAUUGAUAUACUAGCUUUUUUUGCUACGAUUCUUUUUCCUCAGUCUUAACAAUUGCCUUAUUGUAACUUUGGGGCAAUAUCUGCAGAUUCUUUUUUUUUUUUCUUAGUAUUGAUCAAUUUGAUAUCUGGUCAUGUCCAUGAAGCUGAUAGAAAAAGACUGUUCUAGUGAUUCGGUGAACUUCCUUGAUGAUUUCAAUUUAUUCAUCUGUUUUGUCUGGCA